CAAAAGUGUGAGCAGGAACAGAGACUGAGGAACUGUUACAGUGGGAUCCCAUGCUGGUAGCAGGACUCUCAGGAAACAAAUCAAAAUAGGUAGGGGGAAAAUUUAGGAACUAAGUUUGGGACUUUUAAAAACAUCCACCCUUCUAGCAAAAGGGCUCUCAAAGAGCAUACACCACACACCUGAGCUGCUGGAGGCAAGUAUUUUUAUAGCAGCAGUUCCUGAAUGCUUGGAUCCUGGGGUCAAGCCCUUAAACUCUCUCACAGAUACCACAAUGGACAAAGGAGUGAACAAACACCUGCAUAUCUCUGCAUAUUACCAUUUCAAAGGUGCCAUGUGGAUCACAGUCUGGGAACUGCUGCUUUACAGGAAGGGAGGCCAAAAAUCAUUACAGUGGGCGGUGGUGAUGGCCAGGGUUCCAGACUUCCUCGCUCUCAUGUGGGGAGGAAGGCACUUUGCACAAAACCAAAUCCCUUUCAGGGGAACAUGGCACAGUGCUCUAUUAUACAACUCAAACAGAAAGGGGAAAAAUUCUAACUUACUCCCACUCAUUCUCUUGAGUCUCCCACUAAAAAUGGUCUUCAAAUGCAAUGUUAAAGAGGAAAAUACUGAAUGUGGAUGAUGCCAAACUCCAUACCCAGGUAUCUCCAGCUUUCCUUUGCAGCACAAACCCAGCAGCGAACUGGCAAUUCCACAAUCCCAAGCAAAUUAAAGUGCAGAAAAAUCCACUGACGGCCAUGAGGCUAGGAGACUUCUAGCUGCUUGGUACACUGGGCAUGCACUUGGACAGCACUGGCAAGGUCCCAUUCCAGAGCACAGUUACACUGUGGCCCAGGAGGUUCAGAGGAUCCUCCUGGCUGCUGUCUGUCACAGCUAUGGUGACCCUGGUAUGAGCUGCUGAGACUUUUGAAAAGGGAAAGGAAAACCACCCAUACAGGACAGGUUAAGUGCUCCUAGACCCAAGGUCCUGCUCUCCAAAUUGCAGCUCCCUAGAGCUCCUGCAGGUAUGUGCCAAGGACAUGUUAUAGAUCAACUACAGCAGCAGUCCUCAAAUGGAGGGGAAAAUUAAUUACUUUCAUGACCUGAAAUCAACCCUAUCGGCUCAAGCUGUCAAUAAGCAGUUGGCUUCCUGCUAAGCACAGACCAGAACCAGCCCUGUAGAAAAUGAGCUGUUCCUGGGAAGCCCCAGGAACACAAUGCAGCCAGCUGUAUCCAUAACACACUCCAAGGAAACAAUUUCUGCCACAGGCAGCACAGGGUCCUUGUGCCAGAGGAUGCUUCAGAGCUGGAGCUUCUACUGACCAGUUUGAACCUCAUGGCACAGCACCAGGUCCACAUGAACCAUGUGCACUGGCAACCAACACCCCCAGUAUUUCAGGUUCCCCAAACUGGGCUACAAUAAUGAUGGCUGACAGAACCUUAAUUACAUGCUGGAGGAAGGACAACUCCAUUCUUCAGUGGCAGUAAGGGGAUUUCAGAAUGAAGCAGGAAUUCUGUUAACUGGAAAGUGUGUGGUCAUGCAGCUUGCAAGGUGAGGGGGUUUCCAGCUGAGUGCUGCCAAAUCUGUCUGCAAACAACUUGGCUCCACAGCUGCAAAUUAGUUCCUCUCUGCCCCCAGCUCUCCCAAACAGUUAACUUGUGGCUGUGAGACCAUCCUAUCUCCCUGCCUGCUCAACAAUAGAUCCAGCUAAACAAAUGCCUCCUAAUUGACUUUAAGCAACACUUGAUUGCUUUUACAAAAAACAAAAGAGAGGAAAACAUUACGGUUUAUGAAAUAAUGACUAAUCCUGGAGCAAGAGAAAGGGGAUGGGUUGGAGCACUGGUGUCAAACAGAGAUUCAAUCUUGGCUGAAAGAGCCCCAAGACACAUGGGCCAAGUCAUUCACCCCUCCCCAACUGCCCUCAUUUCCACACCUGCUGAUCUAAGCCAAACCCCUGCUAAAAUACAAACAAUCGGGGCCUCUGGCAAAUGAAAAUUGGAGCAUUGUCUUCCCCAUGAGGGCUCUGAAAGGGCCGCACUUAAUGAGGAUGGAUUGACAAAGAGGUGGCUGGUAGGCUAUAAAAGGCAUUCCACAGGCAGGAGCAGCUCAGUGCAGGGUGUGCUGUUGGUUCACUUGCUCCAAGCAUGGUCAGGUCCCUUGGCAGGCACCCCUGGAGCUUGGGUGGCCCGUGGCUGCUGGGUGUCCUGGCCCGCCUGCUGCUCUGGGGCUCUCCAGGUGCCCGGGGGAGCUACCUGAGGAGAUCCUCCAGCUGCAUGCCCAUCCCCCAGAGCAUGGCCCUCUGCUAUGACAUCGGCUACUCCGACAUGAGGAUCCCCAACCUGCUGGAGCAUGAGACCAUGACAGAAGUCAUCCAGCAGUCUUCCAGCUGGCUGCCCCUGCUAGCCAGGGAGUGCCACCCAGACGCUAGGAUUUUCCUCUGCUCCCUCUUUGCACCCAUCUGUUUGGACAGGCUCAUCUUCCCCUGCCGCAGCCUCUGCGAGGCCGUCAAGAGAAGCUGCGCGCCCGUCAUGGCUUGUUACGGCUACCCCUGGCCCGAAAUCCUCAACUGCAACAAGUUCCCUGCAGACCAUGAGCUGUGCAUUGCAGCAGUGUCCGUGGAUGAAAAUUCCUCAAGCAGGAGAACAGUGCCCCGAGCCAGCUGCCAGGACUGUGAGCUUGAGGAGGCCAGCACUGCCAGGGAGAUCCUGGAAAGCCUCUGUGCAAAUGAUUUUGCAGUGAAAAUCCGAAUCCUGAGGAGGAACACCACCACCACCAUCUCAGACUUCGACCUGGACCCCUCCAAAGUGGAGGUGCUGAAGCACGGCCCGCUGCUCAGAACUGAAAUCCCUGCCAGGCUCCAGCAGUGGCUGGACAUAGAUGCCACCUGCGCCCACAACAUCAUGCGAGGCACCCAGGCAGGGGUCUUCGUUGUCAGUGGUGACGUGCAGAGUGACAAAGUGGUGGUGAACAAGGCCUAUGCCUGGCAGAAGAGGAACAGGAACCUGCACCAGGCAGUGAGGAGGUGGAAGCAUCACCGCUGCCCCGAACAGGUGGGAUGGAAGGUCUGAAAAAGCUCAGCUACAGCAACAAGAAACUGCUCCCCUCCCUAUGGCUAGAAAACUCCUUUCCCUGGCAGGUGGUGUUUUGGAGAUGUACAGUGAUAUUUCUAGGUGAUUUGAAGCAGUCAUAGUGCACAGAUAGGGCUUCACUAGAUCCCUGUUUUACCAAGACAGAGCUUAAGGAUGCAGGUUUAACAUGUUCCUCUCACAAUGCUCUGUAGAUCCAGGAUGUGCUAUGUUCAGCUUUGCAUAGGAUCCAACAUCACAACAAAACUAUGCAGGUGAGGACAAACUAGAAGAAACCUUUAAUAACAGUUCCUUCUAGUUCUCAUUAUCUAGUUCUCAUUAUUCAGAUUCAUUAUUUGACCC
Melozone crissalis (California towhee) is the source of this 3405-nucleotide messenger RNA. Its product is annotated as secreted frizzled-related protein 5-like. NCBI's taxonomy places the organism in Eukaryota, Metazoa, Chordata, Aves, Passeriformes, Passerellidae. Gene Ontology annotation, biological process: non-canonical Wnt signaling pathway; canonical Wnt signaling pathway; negative regulation of canonical Wnt signaling pathway. The transcript has 4 exons. Gene Ontology annotation, molecular function: Wnt-protein binding. Bases 2122 to 3045 code for a protein of 307 amino acids. The record is from RefSeq and is a predicted model, not a curated record.